This is a messenger RNA of Lodderomyces margitis, 819 nucleotides long. Its product is annotated as tRNA methyltransferase. The record is from RefSeq and is a predicted model, not a curated record. Gene Ontology annotation, cellular component: cytoplasm. The transcript has a single exon. Bases 1 to 819 code for a protein of 272 amino acids. Gene Ontology annotation, biological process: tRNA methylation. Lineage: Eukaryota; Fungi; Ascomycota; Pichiomycetes; Serinales; Debaryomycetaceae. Gene Ontology annotation, molecular function: tRNA methyltransferase activity.
AUGCAAGACUCUUUUGCUCAGAAGAAGCAAAGUAUACUUCGAGAUAUAUCAACAAAUGGACCCGAGAACUUGGACGCGUCUCCAAAGGGAACCAUCGAUGAUCAUUGUAUACCGAUAAUAAAUUUAAUCAAUUCGCAUCGUGAUAUGGUGACAACAUCUUCAUGCUCUGGAAGAGUUUCAGUAUACUUGGAGGGUACCCAGAAUAAGUUAGUACUGAAGGGAAAUGAAGGUAAAUGGAUAUUUGUUACCCAUGACACGUCGAAUCUUGAGAACUGGUACAAAUCAAUUGAUUUCCAGUACGUGCAUGAAUACCCAGCAUCAUCGUAUGAAACAAGAUCUAUAUUGUACAAAUUUGAGGCUCUAAUAUUGCAUGUCAAAUGUCGAGAUCAGUCUGCAGCUAACAAACUAUACUCGGUUGCGAUGAAUUGUGGGUUUAGAGAGAGUGGCAUAGGAAGCAAUUACAAUGUGGCCAUUAGAACCUCAAUUAAAUUGGAUGUGCCUAUUGGAUAUUUAGAAGGUGGUGACAUUUAUCGAUGUUUUGUGACAGAGGAGUAUUUGAAAUUCAUCACCAGUGUGUCAUUUGAUAGAUUUCAAGAAAACUUUAAGAAAUUGGAGCAGUUAAACAACGCCAUUGAAAAGAAUAUCAUCAAUGCACCUUUGCGUGCUGAUGGUGAUGAUCAUGAUGAUGAUAACACACAACAAAAGGGUACAAAAAAUAAAGACUGGGAAACUAUUGAAGAAAGACGAGCACGAAUGAAACAAGAAGGUUUACAAAGAAAAGAAGAAUUGAAAAAAGCCAAAGAAUAUGCAUCCAACUGA